Humulus lupulus (European hop) is the source of this 2674-nucleotide messenger RNA. Its product is annotated as probable folate-biopterin transporter 2. The transcript has 5 exons. The record is from RefSeq and is a predicted model, not a curated record. NCBI's taxonomy places the organism in Eukaryota, Viridiplantae, Streptophyta, Magnoliopsida, Rosales, Cannabaceae. The coding region runs from base 853 to 2364 and encodes 503 amino acids. Gene Ontology annotation, cellular component: membrane.
UAAAGAAACCUCCUGGGGGACCUACAAGAAGAUACUCCAAUGCAAUCUAAGGUCCAAUUUCUGAAUCUGGAUGUGCUAUUUAUAGAUAAAAUAAGUCGGUUAAAGAUUAGGGAAAAGCUUAUCCUGACUCGUCCAUAUCAUUCCAUCUGAAUGUUAGUAAUUAAAAAUAUACAAAAUCAAUAUUUAGUUAAGAAGUUAAUUUUGGUUCUCAGAGUCGUUUGGCCUGGUCGCGACUCUGUGCAUUAUGUACUUGCUGAAACGAGCAGGUCGAAUCUUUGCCAAAAGACAACAUCUCGAUCUUGCGAGCAUGCUUCUUUGAGACCAUGGAAGCAUGUUUUUCUAACUUUUGCCAAAGUUGUUUUCGGUGUCAUUAGAGUGCUGUAUUUUCAAUAUAUUAUUACAAAUUAUAGUACUCUGAUAUUUACUGCAAAACGGUGCGUAUACGAUGCCUCAUUCGGUUCUCUACGGAGAUGACUACCGAACUGAACUGUGCAUAUCACUAGGACGGGUUUUACCGUUUUAGGUUGGUCAACUCCAACCUUCGUUAGAGUUAUAGUUACCUCUCUCUUCAGAUUCAUCUUCAAGAAUUCGUUCCAUACCUUUGGGAUAAACAUGGGAUUUCGCUCAAAGACUACCUACUACCUGUUCUUGUUUUGGGGUCAAGAAGUGUUAACCAUGAUGAUUUAAGCAAAAAAAUUUCUUGACAAAUUCCCAUUCGGUGAGAGAAACCCAGUUCAUAGAACAUCGAUUCACGAACUGGGUAACUUCAGAUCCCCAUUUGAGAAAGGUUAGAUUAGUCAACUGGGUUGGCUGUUGUUUUCGUUAAAUUGCUUGGAUUGAGGAAAGUGAGUCAUGGUGGAGGAGCAGGAGGAGGAUCUUGAAUCCUCUGAUAACAUGGUAGAGAAAAAUGACCUCAAAAGAGGCUGUGGUGGUGGUGGUAGUGAUUGUUUCAUGGCUCCAAUCCAUUGGUUGAAUAUGCUUGCCUCAGAAAUGCACUGGACUCUAGUGUUAGGGGUGAUUUUGAUUUAUGGAAUAAAUCAGGGAUUCAGUGGAGCCCUUGGACGUGUUGGAACAGAGUAUUAUAUGAAGGAUAUCCAGAAAGUGCAGCCUUCUGAAGCUCAGAUUUAUGGCGGAAUCACUUCUAUUCCUUGGAUUGUUAAGCCUCUGUGGGGCAUUCUUACCGAUGUUAUCCCGAUAUUUGGGUACCGAAGACGGCCCUAUUUCAUCAUAGCUGGUUCUAUUGGUGUGAUCUCCUUGCUCAUCUUAUCGUUGCAUGAAAAUUUGCAUCUCGUUUUAGCCAUUUUGUUUUUAACAUCCGGGAGUGCUGGUGUAGCAAUAUCAGAUGUGACUAUAGACGCCUGUGUUGCACAGGGUAGCAUUAGUCAUCCUUCGCUGGCAGCUGAUAUGCAAAGCUUGUGUGCCUUGAGUUCCUCCAUUGGCGCACUCAUUGGAUACUCUAUAAGUGGUAUUUUAGUCCAUCUUAUAGGUCCCAAGGGUGUGUAUGGCUUGUUAACAAUUCCAUCUGGGCUUGUUUUUUUUGUUGGGAUUGUGCUUAAAGAACCCCAUGUGCCUAAUUUCCAAUACAGACAGGUAAAGCAGAAGUUUCUCAAUGCCGGCAAUGCUAUGUGGACAACACUGAAGUCGCCAAGUGUAUGGAGACCAUGUUUAUAUAUGUACUCGUCCCUGGCAUUAAGUUUGAAUAUCCUCGAUGGAAUGUUUUAUUGGUACACAGAUGCAAAGGAUGGUCCAGGUUUCUCUCAGGAGAAUGUUGGCUUCAUAUUCUCCAUUGGUUCAGUUGGGGCAUUACUGGGGGCUGUACUCUACCAAAAUGUUCUAAAGGAUUAUCCUUUCAGAGACUUGCUUUUCUGGACACAGUUACUAUAUGGCUUAUCAGGAAUGCUAGACUUAGUGCUGGUUUUGCGACUGAAUCUCAAAUUUGGCAUACCUGAUUACUUCUUUGUGGUAAUCGAUGAAAGUGUAUCUCAAAUGAUUGGAAGGCUUAAAUGGAUGCCUCUUCUUGUGCUCAGCACCAAGCUUUGCCCCUCUGGUAUUGAAGGCACUUUCUUUGCUUUGCUCAUGUCCAUUGAUAACAUUGGACUUCUCUCGGCAUCCUGGGGUGGAGGUGUUCUGCUUCAUGUGUUGAAGAUUACUCGAACACAAUUUGAUAAUCUAUGGAUUGCAAUUUUGAUCCGGAACAUAUUGAGAGUCAGCCCUCUAUGUCUGCUAUUUUUAGUACCCAGAACUGAUCCCAAUUCUUCCAUUCUUCCCACGGAAAUUUUUGACACAGAAGAGGAGACUGAAACAGAAGAACAUAAGAUUGUUGAAUUGAUUUCCCUUGUAAACAACUUCGAUAAUGGUAGAUAGCCAAAACAGAACAACAUUGUCAUUCACCCCAUACCAUUUUGAAAUUUCACAAACAGAUUCAGGUAAACAGUAAAGAUGCAAUUGUUUGGGUCAAAACUAAAAGUUCCUGGUGAGCACUUUCAUAUCUAUAAUUUGUUGCACCAUCGUCAUCUCACAAAGAUUUUUCAUUUUGGGAGAACAAUACACUGGAAGGGAACCAUUUUCUUUUUGUUUUACAUUGAUAUGCUUAUAUCAUAAGGGAAAUUACCCCGAUUUAUGUCAAAAGUGUACUACUGCCCUUGGAUUAUAUUCAGCGACAUCCUUGAUUUGA